AUGGACUUGGCUGCUCUCACUAAUCAUGUUGCUACUACUGUAGGUGUUAAAGUUGUCUUAGUUUUGUCAUUUAUAUACCAAAAUGAACUAAUUUCUGACACAACGUUAAUAUCCUUUUAGGCUUGGACGUCAGAAGUCUCUAUUUUUUCUGCGCCAACAAUUUCAUCUUAUCCACUGUACCCAAUUGACAGAAGUAAGAGAUUAAUAAAUAAUAUAAUUUUUACCCUCAUUACAGUAGGAGAAUCGGCGCGCAAUCGUUUUGGAAGACCGUAUAUCUCAGGCCGACCUCUCUUAACAUGUGACCGGAAGAAGAUCAUCGAGAUGUAUAACAGUGGAGCUAGGAAGAUUACAAUCGCCAGGACAAUCGGGGUCACUCACAGUUGUGUCAGCAAGGUGAUUAGGAAGUACGUUAACAGCUACUAUGAACAUAAAGAACUUGUAGGUACGAAGAAACGGGAGAUGUGGACAACAAAAGUUCCCGAACUGCAUCUUGCGCUUGUCCAGGGGAAGCCGAUGCCCAUGAUCCGAGGAUAUGCAGACAUGUAAAGUUCAGGAAAGAGAUGAGUCUAAUCGAUUGGACAAUCCGCAAGGCCGACGUUAAAAGGGAGCCCAGAAUAUUCACAAUUGAAUGGUAGAUUUGCCUUUAAAAAACAAAAGUUUCAGGAUAUUGAGUGAUCAUUGUGCCGCACGGUCUAUCAAUAAGAGCGAAGGACUGCAAACAUGA
This is a messenger RNA of Bursaphelenchus xylophilus (pine wood nematode), 724 nucleotides long. The record is from the annotation of a GenBank genome assembly. Lineage: Eukaryota; Metazoa; Nematoda; Chromadorea; Rhabditida; Aphelenchoididae.